Molecule: messenger RNA, 1565 nt
Organism: Bipolaris sorokiniana ND90Pr
Lineage: Eukaryota; Fungi; Ascomycota; Dothideomycetes; Pleosporales; Pleosporaceae
Exons: 1
Coding region: 6-1259 (417 amino acids)
Source: RefSeq, a predicted model, not a curated record
ACACGAUGCGUCUAGCAACGCGCACGUCGCUCGUUGAGUUUCGCUCGAUCCUUCUACCGCCAAUUCGCAUUCCGGUUCGCGCUCUCGGAGCGUUGUAUCGCCCACAAUGCUCACGGCCGGCUCCUGGUUGCGCUCCUCUGCAAUGCCUAACGCAGCGUCGGGGUAUGAACCUCUACAAGACGGCCAAAUCCAAGACACUGCUGGGACAGCACAAAUCCUUGACUUUCUCGCCGUAUCAGAUAGAGCCUCCAAGUGCAUCGUCGCACCGUAUCAACCUCUUUGAAACGGAUAAGCACCAUUCCAAGUAUCAACUGAUAGCGGAGGAUGUGUCAUUUCAAGAGGCAUACGAUAGUUAUGUCAAGCCAGGGCACAUGAUUUACUGCAUGAAGGAGUUGAAAAAGGGAAUGGCAAAGACCUUUGCGACCGAGGAAAAGGAACAUCUGUUGGAUGAAUACAAGAACUUCUCGUUUGUGGAGGCGAAAUCGCACCGGAUUCCAUUGAACAGUCCCCAGAAAGGACGACAACUUGGAGGACUGAAGAACAUUAUUUUCAAUGAGUCGAGUCCAGUCUCGCAUUACCGGCUGUCAAUGGACCGGGCCUACCAAUUCAUCGAGUUGGGCUCACCUGUCGAGUUUCGUAUUCGAUUACAGGGCAGUGUAGCCAAAGAACAAAGGCUCAUGCCCGGCGACCCGACCAUCUGGCCAUGGAUGCAUGCUCACUUUCCCCACUUGCGACCGGAUUUUAUCUUAAAAGAGAUGCCCGAAGGAACCACAUUUCUCAUCAACCCCGUCAGCGACGGGCGGGUUUGCCAGUGGGUCUUGGCCAAACCAACGACUGUAUCUAGCACCCAAGACCUGGAUAAGCGAUUUGAAAAGGUUCAGAAAGGCGUGGUACAAUCAAUCAGGAAGGGGCAGCAGGAGAUGCUGCCACAGCAAAUGCGGCUUCAAUUGGCUGAGAGUGGAAACGAGAAUUACUCACCCAAUACGGGUAUGCCGAGAUCAAAGGCAAAGGCAAAAUAUGGCAAGGGUGGAAAUGUCACAUAUGGGGCUGAGGAGAAGAAGCAUAUGGCCAAGGACGCAGAGACGUAUAGGUUCCUGCAGACUGAUGUAGACAAGAAACAAAGAGCAGAGGACAAGGGGGCAGUGGAAGAGGAGGAUGAGGAUGAGGACGAGGAUGAGUUCAGGCGCAGGCACAGAUACAAGAACAGACCGCCGCCGGAGCGCAAACAUCCAUGGCUAGGACGAGGCAGCAGGCGGUGAAGGGGGCGGGGUCAAAUGUGCAGUUCAGUGUAUUGUAUUGUAUAAACAAGGCUGGCGACGUGGUGACUCAAUAGAUGGAUAGAGAGAUACGUGUACAACAAGAAAGGGUUUCAGCGAUGGCAGGUGUGCUUGGCGCAGUGGUUAGGGCUGACUAGGCUAGGGAGCUCGACCAGGGAAACAGAAACGGCCGGGGCGCAUCCCGAGCCACAACCCAGGUUAGGCCCUACCCUGGACUACUCGCACCCAACUAAGUCUCGACGCCCUUGUCUCCCUUUGCGGCCGUGUGCAGUGCUUCAGAUGGAUGCC